AGCGGUAAUAAGGUAGACCACCAAUCUCUUCAUUUGCAUCCAUCUCACGCUACAAAACCCAAAAUAACUGAAAUAUAAAAAUAAAUAAAAAAGCAGCAAAAUGCUACUCAGCCUCUCUGCUUCUCCUUCUUCUCGUUCUACUCUCAUCAUUUUCUCGCAAUUCUCUCCGUUCUCUUCCUCUUUCCUCCCUCUCAAGAAAUACCCCUUUAAGCCCUCCAACUUUCCCCAUAAUUACCAAAAUCCCUCCCUCACCACCACCCCCAUGAGCUGGCUCGGGAAGCUAGGGUUUGGCUUUGGGAACCGCUCCCCAACCGCCAUGGACUCUUCUUCCUCCGCUGCCUCUUCCAUCGCUCAGGGUCCUGACGACGACAUCCCGGCGCCGGGCCAGCAGUUCGCGCAGUUCGGCGCCGGCUGCUUCUGGGGCGUUGAGCUCGCGUUCCAGAGAAAUCCCGGCGUUACGAAGACGGAGGUCGGGUAUACCCAGGGAUUCUUGCAUAAUCCAACGUAUAAUGAUGUCUGCUCGGGGACGACGAACCAUUCGGAGGUCGUUCGGGUGCAGUUCGAUCCCAAGGAGUGUAGCUACGACAAUCUGCUUGAUUUGUUCUGGGCACAGCACGAUCCCACGAUGCCCAAUCGACAGGGAAAUGAUGUGGGAACACAGUACAGGUCAGGAAUAUACUUCUACACUCCUGAGCAGGAAAAGGCGGCUAGGGAGUCCCUGGAGAGGCAGCAGAAGCUCUUGGACAGGAAGAUUGUUACUGAGAUUCUGCCUGCAAAGAAGUUCUACAGAGCAGAGGAGUAUCAUCAGCAGUAUCUUGCAAAAGGGGGGCGCUUUGGUUUCAAACAGUCUGCAGAGAAAGGGUGCAAUGAUCCAAUCAGAUGCUAUGGUUGAAUUAAUAAUUUUUCAGAUAAACGUACAACGCAGUUUUUAUCACAAGUUGGACAAGGGUCUGUGCAUUCUCUUCCCUCAAACGAGUAGUCUAUGCUGUCAUUUUACAUAGUAAAAUAUUGCCGGUUGUAUGUUGCUUCUAAACAUGCCGUAUAUGCAGUAUUUAUGUGCAUGAUGUUGGUUUUA
Molecule: messenger RNA, 1075 nt
Organism: Magnolia sinica
Lineage: Eukaryota; Viridiplantae; Streptophyta; Magnoliopsida; Magnoliales; Magnoliaceae
Product: peptide methionine sulfoxide reductase A1-like
Exons: 2
Coding region: 101-892 (263 amino acids)
Biological process (GO): cellular response to oxidative stress
Cellular component (GO): cytoplasm
Molecular function (GO): peptide-methionine (S)-S-oxide reductase activity
Source: RefSeq, a predicted model, not a curated record